This is a messenger RNA of Opisthocomus hoazin, 2982 nucleotides long. It is a transcript of the gene SLC4A9, whose product is annotated as solute carrier family 4 member 9. Gene Ontology annotation, biological process: monoatomic anion transport; bicarbonate transport; transmembrane transport. Lineage: Eukaryota; Metazoa; Chordata; Aves; Opisthocomiformes; Opisthocomidae. Gene Ontology annotation, molecular function: sodium:bicarbonate symporter activity; monoatomic anion transmembrane transporter activity; solute:inorganic anion antiporter activity. The record is from RefSeq and is a predicted model, not a curated record. Gene Ontology annotation, cellular component: plasma membrane; basolateral plasma membrane.
AUGGUCAUGAGAGCCCACACGCCCGGGGUGGCCGGCACAGCUCUCUGGGCAGCAGAUGCCCACUCACAGCCCAGACCAGAGGCGAGCAACACUGAAGCUCCUUACCAGGCUUUGGGCUGCAGCAUCUUCCCCUCCAGCACGGCCCCAGCAGCCAAGCAAGCCGGUGCCACCCUGCAGCAGGAGGAGUGGGGGGACGCCACCCACCCGCUGCUCUUCAUCCAGCUCAACCAGCUGCUUAGCACCUCGGUGGGGCUGGAAUGGAGGGAGACAGCCAGGUGGAUGAAGUUCGAGGAGAAGGUGGAGGAUGGCGGGGAGCGCUGGAGCACGCCCCACGUCCCAGCCCUCCCCCUGCACAGCCUUUUCCAGCUGAGGACAUGCCUGCAGAAGGGGACAAUGCUCCUGGAUCUGGACGUCCACAGUUUCAAGGAAAUAAUCAACAAGGCACUUUCUGAGGAAGCAGAGCUGCAGCCCGAGGUGAGGGAGCGCCUGGCAGAUCUCCUGCUCCGCCAGCCACGGCACCAGCCCACUAAAUCUCUGCUGCAGCUCCUCGCCGAUCUCGGCCUCUCUCUCUGCCGAGGGAAGGCCAAAAGCUGGUCUGAACCCGGAGCCCAGCUCUCUGAAACACCUCUUAAGGAGCAGCUGAGGAACCGAUUUCAGAAGAAGGUCCCACGAGGGGCUGAAGCAGCUCACGUUGCUGUUGGUGAAGUUGAAUUCCUGGAGAAGCCCUUCACCACCUUCAUCCGCCUCAGGCAAGGGGUGGCCCUCGGCUCGCUGGCUGAAGUCUCUCUCCCCAGCAGGUUUCUCUUCAUUCUGCUGGGUCCCCGAGCCAAACUGAAAGCCUACCAUGAGGUUGGCAGGGCCAUGGCCACACUGCUGACAGAUGAGCUCUUCCAAAGGGUUGCUCGGCAGGCUGAGCACCGAGAGGACCUCAUAGCAGGGAUGGAGGCCUUCCUGGAUGAGGUGACUGUGCUUCCUCCUGGGAAAUGGGACCCCAGUGCCCGAAUUCCUCCGCCAAGCUGUCUGCUGUCUCUGCACAGGAGGCCCACCAGGCACCCACCGGAUCAGCAGUCCCACAGCAAUGGGGACAUGGCAGCAGCUGGGGAGCGAGCUGGCCUGGGGCACCCACACUCCAGGGAGGAGCUGGAGAGGACAGGCAGGCUUUUUCUGCUGCGAGACAUCCGGCGGAAGGCACCGUGGUAUGGCAGCGACUUCUCCGAUGCCCUGCACCCCCAGUGCCUCUCGGCAGUGCUCUACAUCUACCUGGCAACAGUCACCAAUGCCAUCACCUUCGGGGGCAUGCUGGGGGAUGCGACUGCCAGCAUGCAGGGGGUACUGGAGAGCUUCCUGGGCACAGCCUUUGCCGGCUCCAUCUUCUGCCUCUUUUCUGGCCAGCCCCUGACCAUCCUGAGCAGCACAGGCCCCAUGCUGGUCUUUGAGCGCCUCCUCUUCUCCUUCAGCCAGGACCACAGCCUGGACUACCUGGAGUUUCGCCUCUGGAUUGGGCUCUGGGUGGCCUUUUUUGGCAUAGUCUUGGUGGCCACUGAGGCCAGCUACCUGGUGCGGUACUUCACCCGCUUCACCGAGGAAGGCUUCUGCGCCCUCAUCAGCUUGAUAUUCAUCUACGACUCCCUGAAGAAGAUGCUGAGCCUAGCGGACGCCUUCCCCAUCAACUGGCAGUACCGGCUCGACAACGUCACCUCCUACAGCUGUGUCUGCAACUUGUCCAGUUCUGGUCACAGCUCCGCAGGGAAUGAUACGCCACUCCCCUCGCUCCUGGCACCUCAGCAGCCUGCUGCCACCCUGGCCAGGCUGAGCAGGACCCAGUGCUUGGAUCGAGGGGGGCACCUCCUGGGGACCAGCUGCCAGUAUGUGCCCGAUGUUACCCUCAUCUCCUUCCUGCUCUUCGGGGGUACCUUCCUUUCCUGCACCAUGCUCAAGUGCUUCAGGAGCAGCCGCUACUUCCCUGCAGGGGUGCGGAAGCUGGUGAGCGACUUUGCCAUCAUCCUGGCCAUCCUCACUUCCUGUGCCAUCGACGCUGCCCUGGGCCUGGAGACCCCCAAGCUCCUUGUCCCCAGUGAGCUGAAGCCCACGAACCCCACACGGGGCUGGAUCGUCUUCCCCUUCGGAGCCAAUCCAUGGUGGGUCUGCCUGGUGUCCGCACUGCCCGCCAUCCUUGUCACCAUCCUCAUUUUCAUGGACCAGCAGAUCACGGCCGUCAUCCUUAACCGUAGGGAGUACAAGCUGAAGAAAGGAGCAGGCUUUCACCUGGACCUCCUCUGUGUCUCCCUCCUGAUGGUGGUCACCUCUGCCACCGGCCUCCCCUGGUAUGUCUCAGCCACUGUCAUCUCCCUGGCGCACAUGGAGAGCCUGAGGAGGGAGAACGCAACCUCAGCUCCUGGCGAGCACCCUGAGUUCCUGGGCAUCAGGGAGCAGAGGCUGACUGGCCUGGCCGUCUUCGUCCUAACGGGGAUCUCCAUCUUCAUGGCACCCAUUCUCAAGCACAUCCCGAUGCCUGUGCUGUACGGUGUCUUUCUGCACAUGGGAGUGGCAGCGCUGAACAGCAUCCAGCUCACAGACCGUGUGCGGCUGCUCCUGAUGCCAGCCAAGCACCAGCCAGACCUCACCUACCUCCGCCACGUGCCCCUGCGCCAGGUGCACCUCUUCACUGUCAUCCAGCUGCUGUGCCUGGCCCUACUCUGGGUCAUCAAGUCCACAGCGGCUGCUAUUAUUUUCCCAGUGAUGCUGCUGGCACUGGUGGGGAUCCGGAAGGGGCUGGAGCGGGUCUUCUCCCUGCACGACCUGAGCUGGCUGGACAGCCUCUUGCCCGAAGCAGCCGGGAAGCAGGCCGAGGGGAAACAGCCCAGCAGUCAGAAGGAGGAGGAAAGCCAUGGCGAGGAGGUAGGUGAUGCCCUGGGUGCUCCGCUCCUUCACAGCCGUCCCCGGGGCUGCUCUGGCGCGGGGGCUGAGCCUGGCCCGAGCUAA